GAGCAACAUUCAGGUUAAAGACUACUGUGGACGAAUGAAUAGUAACAUAGUGUAAACAUAUGUUUCGGUUAAUUAAUGUCACACAAAUACGCUAUAAAGGUGAUUUUGGAGAAAAUUGUAUAAGAUUACGCUCUUGGUCGAAAAAAAUCCCCUUGGCGACUGUGACGUGGCCUCAGGGGAACGUUGAUAUUAAAACACGUUCUAAGCUGAGAGGAUACUGGAAAAAUAUGGAGGAGUACGAGGAAGAGUUUGGAGGUUGUUUGCAAUACGACGGACCUGUGGCGUACAACUACGAGCCAAAAAGACGAGAAAGGGAACAGAGCCAGACGCCGGGGCCGGUCAUGGGAAGGAUAAAUGGUCACAGGAGAGAGAUGGAGAUGUGGAGCAUCGAAAACCAGUGGAGAGUGGAGCAGGUGUCCUGGUGCCUUUGUACCCAGUGCGCGUCCAUGCCCUCUGCGUUGGAGAGCGUCUGUUGCAGGGAGAUAGAGGAGUACCGCGCUCUUCUUGAGAACCUCCCAGAGGACAUUACCUGCCUGACGCGUCGUCCCGGUUUCCAGAGCGUGUGCCUGGACCCGUAUGUGCUGGAGGUGGCAUAUUUGGCUUUUAAGCAAGAACAUGGUCCUCUCCAAGCCACCAAGCCAGAGCAAUAUCGAUACACAGCAUACCGGCAGAUUGUCCGCUGGGCAUAUGGCACUUUGGGUCGACAGAUCCGAAAACCUAUUCCGGCAUGCGUUGUGGCUGCAAUAAGGAGGCAGUACCCAGAGGAAGGAGGGACCUAUAAAGGUUUUGAAUGGGCUGAUCUGGAGGAUUCUUUUUCUUUUAAAUAA
Engraulis encrasicolus (European anchovy) is the source of this 827-nucleotide messenger RNA. Its product is annotated as P2X purinoceptor 7-like. The transcript has 3 exons. Bases 60 to 827 code for a protein of 255 amino acids. NCBI's taxonomy places the organism in Eukaryota, Metazoa, Chordata, Actinopteri, Clupeiformes, Engraulidae. The record is from RefSeq and is a predicted model, not a curated record.